CCGGGCCCGUGACGAGCUGCAAAGCAGCGAGCGGGGCCGAACCGCCCCGGGACGGUGGCCAAACACUACUCAGGAGCCAGGGAAAAACCAGGCUCCUUCCACCAUCCCGCGUCCCUCGCUGCGGCAGGGAGGAAGGCACGGAGCAUCCCUGGACCACGGCAGGGGGUCGCGGUGUGGCGGCAGCAUCCCAGCACGCGCCGCCACGGGGGCUGAUGUCACGGCUAAUUAUAGCAUCCCCCGUCCCUCUCCCCCGCCAAAGCUUUACCUGAGAGAGGGUAAAAAUAACUCCCGGCAAGGGAGGAGCUGGAACAAGCCCAAGGACUCCUCCAGCAUCUCCAAAAAACUCGCACAAACCAGGACAGCACCCCUCUGCCUGCAGCACGACGACGCUGCCACAGUUUGUCCCCAAUUGCAGGGUCAGGACGUGCUCCCGUGAGCGCCGGUGCCACCGUCCUCCUGGCUGUGACCGUCCCCAGUCACCUUCCCCCCAGCUCGAGUGUCGGCUCCGGGACAGGCGCUGGUAACCGGAGCUGGGGCAGUGCUCGUCCUCACCACUGCUGGGAACCGGCCCCAGCACCCUCCGCAAGCUGUUUAAGCUGAGCAAAGCAGGUUAAUGGCCCCAGCUGAUGAUGGAGUGUUUUCAUUACAGCAUCUCCCUCUCCCUGAUGCAAUUGCUCCCAAGGAGACACAUGAAACCUCUCCGUGCCGUAGGAUCCGGUCAGCCCCUCACUCACGCCAUCAGAGACUGUCCCAAGGGGCCCCGGGCAGCACCGCUCGCCUGUCGGUGCCCUGCCCGGGCUAAACAAACCCCUUCAGGCUUCUCUUCCAUUUUCCUUCUUCCCCUCUCCAUCCUACAGACAUUGCACAGAAACUCCCUUUCCCAGAGCUAGGGAACACCAGAAACCCCACCCCAACCUCAGCCAGCUCCUACCCGCUCGCUCCCUGCCAAAAGAAUCCUCUGGGUGUGAGUGAGCAGCCCAGCUUGCUCCCAGCUUGCUCCCAGCUUGCUCCCAGCUUGCUCCCAGCUUGCUCCCAGCUUGCUCCCAGCUUGCUCCCAGCUUGCUCCCAGCUUGCUCCCAGCUUGCUCCCACAGGACUGAGCCAGCCCAGUGCCCCCAGACCCCCUCCCAGCUGAAGCCCUGGUGCCUUUAUAGCCCAGCCCUGCCCAUGUGCAGCUGCAGCUCGUCUCCAUCAAAGGCAAAGGUGACCUGGUCCCCAUGGCAGGGUGGCUCCUAGCCACCCAAUCUGCCUCCCUGGUCCCAUUUCCCAGCAGGAGUUUCCAGCUCAGACUCUCUGGGUUGCUCCCAGGAGGCGCAGCCUUGCUCUCAGCCUUAUGAAAUUUCAUCCCGUGGCUUUGGCGCUCGUCCCCAAGGUCACCCACCCUUUCUCCUGGGUGCUGACAGUGUCCCCAGCUUUGUGCCAACUGCCAGCAUCCCUCUUACACAAGGGCCCUACUGGGAAUAUUGAGCUUGGGAAGCCCCGGGGUGGCCCCUCGAGGGACAACCUGCUGUCACAUCAUCGGUCAUCGUCUUGGCUGAGCCUGCCCUGGCAGGGAUCCCCAGUGCAGGCCCUACCCGUUAGACCGGCAUCACUUGCUCGGGGAGAGCAGAUAACUUUGCACCGGUAUCAGAUCAGCUUUGUACAGGUCUCCGGGUUGCAUUUGUCCCCCACUUUGGUGCUGCCCACGUCCACAAGCCGGGGUGUGCUCAGAGACCAGGGGCCCCGUGGUGCUCAGGGACCAGGGACCCACACCCCGAGGAACCUCCGGGGAAGGAGGCAGAGCAGCCGAACCAGCGGGCCAGGCCGUGCCCACCGCACCCGGACAUCGGCCGAAACCUCCCAUCCAGCUCUUGCGCAUCGAGGCACUGCUGUAUUUAGAUGCUCCCCUUCCCCUUGGACCAGCGAUGGUGGCUGCGGUGCUGGGAUGGGGCUGGAGAUUGCUCUGUGGUCACAUCGGAUGCUUUUAUGAAGUGCUGAGUGCAGGAAAAAAGCAAACCGCAAGAAGGGGCUGCGCUGCCGCAGGGCUGCAGGAAGGAGACGCUUUUGGAACCGGCAGCCAGCCCGGCCGCGGCUCCAUCCCACCACCCCACGUCAGGGCUGCCUCCCCGGGACCCCCAGCCCCGGCUCAGCAGCACGAGGCCUGGACGCCAUCCCCCAGGGGAAGCGGCGGUUCCCUGUGCCCCGCAGGGACCCGAAGCAUGAGGUGACACCGCACGCUGGCUGGGAUCUGCAGAAGGAAUCACCACGGCAGCACCCAAAUCCUGCCAAAAGCACCCUGGCUUGGAGGAGGACGGACCUCGCACCGCUCGGGACAUCGCCUUCGCCGGCUGCUCCCGUGCCCACGCGCUGCCCCGGCACGGGGAGAGGAGCCCGCAGGGACGGGUGCUGCCGGGCAGGAUGAGCACCGCGAGGGCUUGGGGACCCACAGCAUCCUUCCGCCCCGCUGGCACCACCUGGGCGGGCGCUGCAGCAGGAGGGUGUCAGGCAUUUUGGGAAAACCUCUGGCUCCAGCUGCCCUGAGGAAGAGCCCGGCGAGCCCGGCAUAUGGCGGCUCUGGAAACAGCCCGGCAGCCAGCAGGGAGGGCCUGGCCGCAGCAGCCGGUCGGGCUGCCAGGGCCGUGCUGCCCCGCAGCGAGGAUGGAGGAUGCGGUGUGGGUAUGCAGCACGCCGGGGGCCUGCGCACGCUCCCGACAACACCCCGUGUUCGCCGGACCCGGCACCCCCUCGGGCCCCCCGGGCGGCACCCAGAGCUCUCAACACGUCGGUGCUUCUGAAGCUGGCGACGUCUCUGCUCCGACCUGCGGCGGCAGCCGGCUGGUCCCGGGGGACCUGGGGAGCCCGCAGAACCGCCCCUCGCUCCUCCUCUCCUCCUCCCUGCUCCUGAUAUACCCUCCUCUCUCCGUCCCCUCCGAGCAUCCCUCUGCUCCUCUCCCUCACUCCUCCUCGCCUCUCGCUCCUUUUCCCUUCUCCCUUUCUCGUCUCUGAACUUGCCCCUUCCUCCCUCCCUGCUCUCCCCCAGCCCCUCUCACCCACGUCCCGAGGAACCGACCCACCACUGAAGACCCCCAGGCCGUGGCAGGGCAGGGGACAGGACCCCCACGCCGGAGCCGGGACCUCCACGCUGGACAAUGCCUCUCCAGAUAUUCUGCACCAUCUCCUUCUCCAGCGAGGAAGGACCGAGAGACGCUGCAGCCACCGCGAGGGGAGAGGAUGGAGCAGAUGAGUUCCUGUACGGGCAGGAGGAGGAUGAAGAGGAGGAAGAGGACGCAGGGGCAGCCACAGACUUCGUGGCCUUUGCCAGCAGCUGCACGCUGCACGGGCUGAGCCACAUCUUCGUGGAGGGCAGCCUGGGUGCCCGGCAGGCGCUCUGGGCGCUGGCCUUCCUCCUCUCCCUCUCCGUCUUCCUCUACCAGGUGGCCGACCGCAUCGUCUACUACCUGGAGUACCACCACGUCACGCUGCUCAGCGAGGAGGACAGCCCCGAGAUGACCUUCCCCGCCAUCACCUUCUGCAACAUCAACCGUGUGCGGGUCUCCCAGCUCAGCCACGAGGACCUGCUCUACCUGGCCCCCCUGGUCGACUACGAGCCCGGGAUGGAGCUGGGUUUUGCUCCGGCCCAGCCCAGCCCCGGGGAUGAGGAUGAACCCCUAAAUUUGUACGGGUUUUUUAACCGCACUUGCCACCGGCUGGAGGACAUGCUGCUGAGCUGCAGCUACCGGGGCGAGGAGUGCGGCCCCAGCAACUUCACGGCGGUCUUCACCCGCUAUGGGAAGUGCUACACCUUCAACGCGGGGCAGGACGGGAAGCCCCGGCUCAUCACCAUGAAGGGGGGCACCGGCAACGGCCUGGAGAUCAUGCUGGACAUUCAGCAGGACGAAUAUCUGCCAGUGUGGGGGGAAACAGACGAGACCUCCUUCGAAGCCGGGAUCAAGGUGCAGAUCCACAGCCAGGACGAGCCCCCACUGAUCGACCAGCUGGGCUUCGGGGUGGCUCCCGGCUUCCAGACCUUCGUGUCCUGCCAGGAGCAGCGGCUCAUCUACCUGCCGCCUCCCUGGGGCGACUGCAAGGCCACGGUGGGCGACUCGGAGUUUUACGACACCUACAGCAUCACCGCCUGCCGCAUCGACUGCGAGACCCGCUACUUGGUGGAGAACUGCAACUGCCGCAUGGUGCACAUGCCAGGCGAUGCCCCUUACUGCACCCCGGAGCAGUACAAGGAGUGCGCGGAUCCGGCCUUAGAUUUCCUGGUGGAGAAGGACAACGAGUACUGCGUCUGCGAGAUGCCCUGCAACGUGACCCGCUACGGCAAAGAGCUUUCCAUGGUGAAGAUCCCCAGCAAGGCCUCCGCCAAGUACCUGGCCAAGAAGUACAACAAAUCGGAGCAGUACAUCGGGGAGAACAUCCUGGUGCUGGAUAUCUUCUUUGAAGCCCUGAACUACGAGACCAUCGAGCAGAAGAAGGCGUACGAGGUGGCUGGUUUGCUGGGUGACAUUGGAGGGCAGAUGGGGCUGUUCAUUGGGGCCAGUAUCCUCACGGUACUGGAGCUGUUCGACUACGCCUACGAGGUGAUAAAGCACCGGUUGUGCCGGCGGGGCAAGUGCCGCAAGAACCACAAGAGGAACAACACGGACAAGGGCGUCGCGCUGAGCAUGGACGACGUGAAACGCCACAAUCCCUGUGAAAGCAUACGGGGCCACCCGGCAGGCAUGACGUACGCAGCCAACAUCCUACCUCAUCACCCGGCCCGGGGCACCUUUGAGGACUUCACCUGCUAACUGACGUCUGGAUGUACAACCUGAGCUACCAAAGCCCUCCGGAGAGCUGCCCUUCUCCCUGUGAGCGCCAGCGGAGAGACACAUCUAGGGGACCUUGCUCCUCGCCACGGUGGGACACGGACAAGAGCGACAGCCUCGGAUUUUGGGGCAGGCGGUCGGGUCGGGCGAUGCUCGAACCCGGCACGUGGCCCCCGCGGCGGCUGCUCAGCGCCUGCCCUGUUAGUUCAGAGACUCAAGGACGCUCCAGCCCGGCCAUCCUCGCGGUGCGGGGAGCGACACGCACAGCGGGCUGGAGCACAGGCCCGCCCCGUCUCCUCCCCUCGGCUCCCCUCGGCCUUUUUAACUAGAAACCCAGAAGCCAAGAAGAAGCAGCCAUUCGGCCGCAGAGUCUCCAUCCACAGCCCUGUCCGUCUGUCCGUCCAUUGUCUCCAUGCCCAUCUUGCUCCAACGCUUUGGCCGGCGCUUGCUGGGACCCCCGUGCCCGGCAGGAGGGAUUGUCGAGGAGCCCCACGGCGUGCCCGGCAGCAGGUCCGGCAGUCCCAGGAGAGCCUCGCUGUCCCCUGGGACCGCAGUGGCCCCGCAGCCCACCCUCGCCUGGGCGCUCCUGGCUACUCCAUGCGCAUGAAGACAGGCCACCUCCACCUCUCCAAAACGUCUUCCUCGGCACCCUGCCCCAGGGCCGGUGGUGCCCAGCCACCGACCUCGCUGGCCAGCCACGAGCACCAGAGGGGACUUGGCCAGGGGGUGCCACCUCGGCACUGAAGACCCCACCGCCCGGGCACUGUUCCUCGGCCGCGUGGGGCCGGGCGACGCUGUGGUCUCCCUGCCUGUGUCUCCUGGGCUCCGCGCAGCCUGGCCAGCACCAGCCCUGCCCCGCAUUCCCCCCUGUUCCCAGGGAACCUGGGGCUAUCCCGUGCGGCCCCCACAAACAGCCAUCCUUGGGGAGAAAGGUGGAAGGAAAACUGCUGGCCCCCAUUCGGCUGCAGCCACCGGCCGGGCUCGGCCAAGGGCACCGCGAGGGGACACCCCCUUGGCACGGCUGUGGCCAGGCGGGCGUAGGAGCCCCAGCAGCAGAAGGGCUGACAGGUUGAGGGACACCCCAUGGCACAGGGUGCUCUGGUCCACGGGACCGCAGGCUCCCACCCCGCUGAACCCCCCAACAGCAGCUGCCCCUGGGCACCAUGAGCCCUGGGCACCCUCGGGGCAUCUGCCGGCUCGCUGCCCCGGGGCCGCCGCUGGCCUCUCCCCGGCACGCAGAGACCUGCCCGGGCAGCCGGGGUCCAGCCGCCGGCACCAGCCGCGUCUCUGCUCCCCGGGCCCACAAGCGCACCCCCAUUUCGCUCUGGGGUCAGUGGAAAUCGGCCUCCCCCAGCCCCCGCCAGCCCCCAGGCCCCACACAUCGAGCAAGAGCCCGCCCAGGGCUGAAGUGCUACUUAUCUUUAGGAGCUUUUGCAAUAAGUCUUUUUAGUAAUUAUUAUUUCUAAAUGGCGGUUUUGGUUUUAUUAUUGUCAUUUAUAUUAUUAUUUGCUUCCUGACCAAAAUUAGGAACUGGGGGUUAGUCCUUUGUAUCCAGCAAUCGCCCAAAGAUGACGGGUCGGCCACAUCCAUAAAUUUUCUUAUGGAUUUUUCCUAACGUUUCAUUGCGUUUCAUUUAUUUAUUUUCUUUCUUUCUCUUUCCCAUUAAAGCUUUUAAAGAUGGGGCUGGGACUUGACCUUGACGCUCACCUGUUGAAGCAUACACUUUUUGGUUUGUUUCUAUUAUGUCAUCUGCAUUUUAUAUUUCUUAUAUAUAAUAUAUAUGACUAUAUAUAUAUGUGUACAUAUAUAUAUAUCUCUCUAUAUAUGCAUCAUAUCAGUGUAGAUACCCAUCCAGUAGCAUUUAGGCCUUGUUCUUGUGCCAUUUUUUCUUUCUGUUACUGAUCUCUGAAUGCCUUCAAGUGUAUAAAGUGUUGAAUUCUCUCUGGUAUCUGUACUAUGUACACACAUUUUCAUAGGAAGCACAAUAAGAUGACAGAUGCAUUGUACAUCAAUACCUGCUACUCUUAACGAUGAUAUAAAGAAUGAUAUAACUCA
This is a messenger RNA of Chroicocephalus ridibundus (black-headed gull), 6847 nucleotides long. It is a transcript of the gene ASIC1, whose product is annotated as acid sensing ion channel subunit 1. Gene Ontology annotation, biological process: sodium ion transmembrane transport. The record is from RefSeq and is a predicted model, not a curated record. Lineage: Eukaryota; Metazoa; Chordata; Aves; Charadriiformes; Laridae. Gene Ontology annotation, molecular function: ligand-gated sodium channel activity. Gene Ontology annotation, cellular component: plasma membrane. Bases 3128 to 4774 code for a protein of 548 amino acids. The transcript has 10 exons.